Messenger RNA from Gadus morhua (Atlantic cod), 2199 nucleotides. RefSeq lists its product as uncharacterized. The record is from RefSeq and is a predicted model, not a curated record. The transcript has 8 exons. Lineage: Eukaryota; Metazoa; Chordata; Actinopteri; Gadiformes; Gadidae. The coding region runs from base 879 to 2072 and encodes 397 amino acids.
CUCAGCGUUGCAAACUAUGGCUGCGGGCGAUAAACAACCCCAGAGUUGGAGAAGACACCGGGAAGGAAAUUAUAAAAGGAAAAACGAUAUGCAGUCUCCAUUUCAAACUGGAGGAUUUUGAUGGAAGACUUUUCGGCAAGAUAAGGUCCGCACUCAAACCAACUGCUGUUCCGUCCGUCUUCGCUGUGGGCCCGUGCCCAGAUGACGAACAGGCCGGGGCUUCUAAUGCACCUCCCGCAGCGAAACGCAGUCGCCUACAGAACGCUGAUAGUGGUCAUGGCGCAUUGACUCUCUCUGCAUCCUCCAACCCGCUGAAGACCUUCCCUUUGACAUCCACACCAGUGAAAACCUUUCCCUCGGACCAAGGACUAUCAACAUCGUGCCCCGACACACCUGGGACCCUUGAUUCAAGUUUUAGCACUGUGGGUGAGGCAGACGAAAACUACCAGCCCAACACAACUGUCACCCCCACGUCAACGUCUUCAUCAGAAGAUGAAGGCAUCAAUGACUGGCACGGAAAGAAGAUCAUUGUGAAUGAGUCCUGCUUGAUGUCACUUUUCAAAUUUUGCCAGAUGUGCGGCAAGCCUCUGUCAUCAAAAACUGUCUUUGACUGUGGGGCGCAAAGGAAGGUGACGUGGACAUGUCUUGCUGGACAUUCCGGGACAUGGAGAUCAUCGCCUGAAGUGAGGGGAAUGGCAGAGGUGAACCUCCUCGCAGCGGCAGCUGUUCAGUUCAGGGGUGGCACGUACACUGAACUGUCAGACUGGUGCAAGACCAUGAAUGUCCAAAUGAUCGCCAAGACUACAUUUUAUGAGAUGCAGAAGGCUUACUUGCACCCUGCCAUUGAAGACCUAUAUCAACAACAGAGAAAAUAAAUCAUGGCCAUAGUGUACCUAGAACAGGAGGAUGGGAAGAAGCUACACUUGUCAGGGGAUGGCCGGUGUGACACCCCAGGUUUCAGUGCCAAAAACUGCCAUUACACCUUCAUGUUGGACGACACCAAGGAGAUUAUUCACACAGAACUGCUGCAGGUAAAUAAAAGAUUAACACUGGAAAAUAAAAAUAUAUGUUAUUAUUGCUGCUGUGAAAAUUAUUAUUCAAUUCAAGUAAGUAUUCAACUUUAUUCUACAGAAGCUGGCAGCUCUGUUGCCAUGGAACCACUCGGUUUCAAAAGGGGCAUGAAGGAGAUCAUGGGUGAUGGCUUAGAUAUUGAGGUGAUGACCACGGACCGCUCAACAUCUAUACGCACGAUCAUGAGGGAAGAAUUCCCCAAUGUUCAGCAUGAGUUUGACAUCUGGCAUACAGCGAAAGGUUUGAGGAAGAAGAUACAGAGGAAAGGAGCAAUUAAAGGGAACGAAAUUCUUGCUGCAUGGAGCAGGUCAAUCAUAAACCACAUUUGGUUUACCUGUGCAACAAGCAAGGGUGAUGCAGAGAUACUGAAAUGCAGAUGGCAGUCCAUUCUACACCACGUGUGUAAUGAGCAUGAAUGGACAGAGGAUGAUGGACAAACAAACCGGUGUGGACAUCAUCCUCUAACAGCCCAGGAGCAAAGCAAGCGCCAAUGGAUGAAGAGGGAGUCUUCAGCGUUUGAAAAUCUCGAAUCGCUGGUAAAUGACAAAAGGCUUUUGAAAGACCUGGAACAGAUGGCCCUGUUCAAACACACUGGCCCGCUGGAGAUCUUUCACAGUGCAAUGCUCAAGUACCUCCCAAAAAGGCAGGGAUUCUCUUUCCAGGGAAUGAGAGAAAGGGGUCAUCUUGCAUGUUUGGAGCACAAUGAAAACUUUGUCAAAAGAAAGCAGGCCACAACCAAGACAGGACAACCACGCUUCAACCAAGUGUUUUGCAGGAGAUCCAAGCAGUGGGUCGUGAAGCAGAUUUUUAUUCCACACACCACCCAGUUCAUUGACACACUUGUCACAAGUGUCAUAACCAGAAGACGAAACCCAACGAUUCUAUAUAAGGUUUCAACAUCCUCACUUGCCCUGCCCCAGCCUGCGCUGCCACCUAACAUUGCACCAGUGCCAAAACCACCAAAGGAGGCGGCAGUGGCUGAAUUAAAAAGGCGCUUCUGAGAGGGACAUCUGACCUAUUUUAUCUAUUUAAACGUAUCUUUUAUAAAACAUUUGUUUUCAAUCUUAUCUUUGUAAAUAUUGGAUCAUUUUCCUUUGUGAAUAAAAUCUUAUUGUUUUUACUACCUUA